AUUCAAAAUGCAGUUCUAGUCAGAAACCAUUCAGCUGCUCGAAAUGUGGGAAAAGAUUUCACCUCAAACGAGAUUUUAAGAAACACAUGUUAACUCACACAGGAGAGAAAUCUUUCAGCUGCUCAGUCUGUAAAACAUCUUUUGCACAGAGCAAUCAGUUAAAGAGUCACAUGUUCACUCACACAGGAGAGAAACCUUUCAGCUGCUUAGUCUGUAAAACAUCUUUUAGACACAGUGGAACUUUAAGGAGUCACAUGUUAACUCACACAGGAGAGAAAUCUUUCAGCUGCUCAGUCUGUAAAACAUCUUUUGCACAGAGCAAUCAGUUAAAGAGUCACAUGUUCACUCACACAGGAGAGAAACCUUUCAGCUGCUCAGUCUGUAAAACAUCUUUUUCACAGAGCGGAACUUUAAAGAGUCACAUGUUAACUCACACAGGAGAGAAACCGUUUAGCUGCUCAGUCUGUAAAACAUCUUUUGCACAGAGCAAUCAGUUAAAUAUUCACAUGUUAACUCACACAGGAAAGAAACAUUUCAGCUGCUCAGUCUGUAAAACACCUUUUAGACACAGUGGAACUUUAAGGAGUCACAUGUUAAUUCACACAGGAGAGAAACCUUUCAGCUGCUCAGUCUGUAAAAGAUCUUUUUCACAGAGAGGACCUUUAAACAGUCACAUGUUCACUCACACAGGAGAGAAACCUUUCAGCUGCUCAGUCUGUAAAAGAUCUUUUGCACAGAGAGGACCUUUAAAGAGUCACAUGUUCACUCACACAGGAGAGAAACCUUUCAGCUGCUCAGUCUGUAAAACAUCUUUUGCACAGAGCAAUCAGUUAAAGAGUCACAUGUUCACUCACACAGGAGAGAAACCUUUCAGCUGCUCAGUCUGUAAAAGAUCUUUUGCACAGAGAGGACCUUUAAAGAGUCACAUGUUCACUCACACAGGAGAGAAACCUUUCAGCUGCUCAGUCUGUAAAAGAUCUUUUAGACACAGAGGAACUUUAAAGAGUCACAUGUUAACUCACACAAGAGAGAACUCAUUUUAGUUGUUGUGGUUUUGGUAAAGUUGAGAUUUAUUCGACUCCCUCGCUUGUCAACAAGCCCUUGAGAAACUGGACCUCCCUCGUUUGGGGCAGUGGCUCACUUCCAACUGGGAGGACUCUAUCCACUAACCACGACAAAGCCAUCUCCACUAAGAGAAUAUUAUCUGGGUAGAGUAGUCACCGUGUUUGUUUUGUUUAGCUUUACCGGCCCUGUUCUUUGUCAUUGGGUAUUUUAUGAACCCCCGAGUGUUCCUGUUGUGCUUGUAGCUGCUGUCAUAGCGAUCCAGUCUGCUGAGCUUUGUUGAGUUGAGAUCCUCCACCAAGAAUAUGUCAGCAGACUGUAUUUCAUCAGUUAUCGGUCCAGUGACGCGGCUUUUGUGUGAUACAAUUACAAUUCAAGAUUCAAGAUGUUUUAUUUGUCACAUACACACACAGGGUGUGCAGUGAAAUGAAAGUGGCAAUGCUCAGCAGGAAUGUGCAAGGGCAACAAGUACACACUAUUU
Molecule: messenger RNA, 1543 nt
Organism: Pseudoliparis swirei
Lineage: Eukaryota; Metazoa; Chordata; Actinopteri; Perciformes; Liparidae
Product: gastrula zinc finger protein XlCGF57.1-like
Exons: 2
Coding region: 87-1043 (318 amino acids)
Cellular component (GO): nucleus
Source: RefSeq, a predicted model, not a curated record